Populus euphratica (Euphrates poplar) is the source of this 2704-nucleotide messenger RNA. RefSeq names its product pentatricopeptide repeat-containing protein At4g38010-like. Gene Ontology annotation, biological process: RNA modification. NCBI's taxonomy places the organism in Eukaryota, Viridiplantae, Streptophyta, Magnoliopsida, Malpighiales, Salicaceae. Gene Ontology annotation, molecular function: protein binding; RNA binding. The record is from RefSeq and is a predicted model, not a curated record.
GUUGAAUCGCGAAUUGCAACUGCUUAAACAAUAGUCACUGAUUUUCGAAUGUUGACUCCAGUUUCAGUGUCCUUCGUACAUGUUCACUCCAAUAUUUUGUCUUGCAAAAAUCAAUGGUUUUUUCUUACAUUCUUUGUUCUUCACAUAGGAGAAUUUAGUUAUCAAGAAGUAAGAAUAUGAGCAAGAUUAAGCAUUAUCUGAAACGGGUUCUUUUAGACAGCAUUCAGAGAUGCAAAAAGUUGAUAACUUUCAAGAAAAUCCAUGCACAGUUGAUAACAUCAGGGGUUGUUUCUAAUGACUUUGUUGUCAACAGGGUUGUUGAGUUCUUUGCAAAAGGUCCUAACUUUGUUGAUUAUGCAUGUGAUUUUUUGAAUGAAUAUGAUUGGAAAGUCAGCUCAUUUCCAUUCAAUGCCUUGGUUUCUGGUUACGCUAUUGGUGAUAGGCCCAAGACUGCAUUCUUAGUUUAUAGAAGGAUAGUGAAAGAUGGGUUUUUGCCUGAUAUGUUUACUUUCCCUGCUGUAUUGAAAUCAUGUGCUAAGUUUGUGGGGAUUGGUGAGGGUAGGCAGGUUCAUGGGGUGAUUAUUAAGAUGGGUUUUGUAUGUAAUAUCUAUGUUGAAAAUUCUCUUGUUCAUUUUUACAGUGUUUGUAAGAGUUUUGGUGAUGCUAGCAGAUUGUUUGAUGAAAUGCUUGUGAGAGAUGUGGUUUCUUGGACUGGUGUUAUAUCAGGGUAUGUGAGAGCAGGCUUGUUUGAUGAGGCUGUGGUUUUGUUUUUGAGGAUGGAUGUUGAGCCUAAUGCUGCAACUUUUGUUAGCGUAUUAGUUGCUUGUGGGAGAAAGGGGUAUUUGAGUGUAGGGAAGGGGAUUCACGGGUUGAGUUUCAAGAGUGCGUUUGGGGUAGGUUUGGAGGUUAGCAAUGCUCUUAUGGAUAUGUAUGUGAAGUGUGGGUGUUUGCCUGGAGCAAAACAAGUAUUUGAUGAGCUUGCUGAGAAGGACAUUGUUUCUUGGACCAGUAUUAUAAGUGGAUUGGUGCAAUGCAAUUGUCCGAAGGAGGCUUUGGAGUUGUUUCAGGAUAUGCAAAGCUCUGGUAUUGAGCCUGAUGGGAUUAUACUUACCAGUGUGCUUUCAGCCUGUGCCAGUCUUGGAGCUCUUGAUUAUGGCAGAUGGGUUCAUGAGCACAUCGACCGCAAGGCAAUCAAGUGGGAUAUUCAGGUUGGAACUGCUAUGGUUGACAUGUAUGCAAAGUGUGGAUGUAUAGAGAAGUCAAUGCAGAUCUUUGAUGGAAUGCCUCAUAAGAAUGUUUUGACAUGGAAUGCAUUGCUAAAUGGCUUGGCUAUGCACGGGCAUGCCUACAAGGUACUUGAACUUUUCGAAGAAAUGGUUAGGGUAGGCAUGAGGCCAAAUGAGGUGACAUUUCUAGCAAUUUUGACAGCCUGCUGCCACUGUGGCUUGGUCAAUGAAGGGCGUCAGUACUUUAAUUGGAUGAAAAGUCAGCAAUAUAAUCUUCCUCCGAGGUUAGAACACUAUGGAUGCAUGGUGGACUUACUUUGUAGGGCUAGACUCUUGGAUGAGGCGUUGGAAUUGACAAAGGCUAUGCCCAUGUCACCUGAUGUUCGGAUAAUGGGAGCUCUUCUUAGUGCUUGCAAGGAAAAUGGGAAUGCGGAACUGCCACAAGAAAUACUAGACCGGUUUGUAGAGUUAGACUCUCAUGAUAGUGGCGUUUAUGUGCUGCUUUCCAAUAUACAUGCUAUCAAUCAAAGAUGGGAUGAUGUCACGAGAAUAAGGAGAUUGAUGAAGGAGAAAGGUAUUAAAAAACCCCCAGGGUCAACUGUUAUAGAGUUGGAUGGCAAGGCUCAUGAGUUCAUCGUUGGAGAUACAAGACAUCCUCAGGACAAGCGCAUUCGUUUAUUGUUAAAAAUCCUAUCAGACAAAUCUUUCUUGAAGAGCAUCGUGAACACUCAUUCUUCAUACAAUCACACUUCUGUGCAGCUUGAGUCGAUCAAGACUUCUCAACAUGCAGUACUGAGGUGGAGGAGGAGACUUUGAGCAAGUCAUUAGAAAAGACUCAGGGGGGGUAUCAGCACGUCAAGAGCAGGUACUCUGAAGUAUUGUCCAGGAUUGAAGACCUCGAAAAGGAGCUAAAUGAUCUGAAAGCUAAUUGAGCUAACAGGCUAAAAUAUGCUAUAGAAAAAGGAAGGGUGGAAGGCAUCGAUAGUUUCAAAGCCUCGAAGGAAUUCCAGAAUGAGCUUGUUGAGUUUUCUGAGGGAGGUCUGAGGUACAUGUUAAAGUCGUGCUUGUCACCAUGCUCAUCCGAAUAUCCCAAAGUCACUUUUAAUUUUCUGACCAAGGAGCUUCUUGGAGAAAAACAAGACCAGCCUGAAUUCACUGAGAACGUUAAGGAGGAAAAUUCCAUUCCUACCCCCCCCAACAAACUUCCUCUGAGCCACCUCUUCCCGAUCAGUAUAAUACUUUGGAGUUCUUCCAGAGCUCGUCUGUAAAAACACCCAUGAGAAGACAACGUUGUCAUUCUCGGAGCUGCAGCAGAAAAGGCCCAGCUUCUGAUAAUUAGAUCGUAGUUUUUAAGUUUGUGCAAUUUAUUUUUGUAACUUUUGAACUUGUGGGGGUGGAUUUUGUGAAUUCUUUCUUUGAUUUAUGGAUUUGAUAUCACGUUACUUUCAUUUUGAAUAUGAAUUCUAUUUUAAUUCAAA